GUUCCAGAGGGGUGUCCUUUUCUCAGCUCAUCACGUGUUAGCCUCUAGAACUGGAGGUGGGCCUGCCCCACCGAUGUUCCACACAACCAUCUCCGGGGAACGGGUCACCGCUGCCAUCCAUCGAUGGCCGUCGUUUGACGGGGAAAACUGCGAAUGCUGAGCAGGCUAGUGAGGUUGGGGCCCGCCCUCAGUCUCCGCUCAUUGUCCGCUGGAUGGAAUUGAGGUGAAUGGAGGCCAUUUCCAACGUCGAGGACCCCAACUCAUCAGAGGGAGAUGAGAAACGGUGGCCCAAUGGACCAAAAAGGAAGAGAAAGAACAGCACAUGUUCGUUGAAGAGCAUGUCUGCACUGAACCUCUCUGUCCCGGGAUACAUCCCCAGCUACUUGGAGAAGGAUGAGCCGUGUGUGGUAUGUGGAGACAAGGCCACCGGCUACCAUUACCGCUGCAUCACCUGCGAGGGCUGCAAGGGUUUCUUCAGGCGCACAAUCCAGAAGAACCUUCACCCGGCAUACUCCUGUAAGUACGAUGGCUGCUGCAUCAUCGACAAGAUCACAAGGAACCAGUGCCAACUGUGUCGCUUCAGGAAGUGCAUCGCAGUUGGCAUGGCCAUGGACCUGGUGCUGGACGACUCUAAGCGGGUAGCCAAGCGUCGUCUGAUUGAGGAGAACCGGGAGAAGAGGAAGAAGGACGAGUUCGUGAAGACUCUACAGAUGCGUCCAGAGCCUGACAGCUCGGAGUGGGAGCUGAUCCGCCAUGUGACAGAGGCCCACCACCACACCAACGCGCAGGGCUCCCACUGGAAACAGAAACGCAAGUUCCUGCCUGAGGACAUAGGUCAGUCCCCCGGGGCUCCCACCCCAGACGGAGACAAGGUAGAUCUGGAGGCCUUCAGCGAGUUUACCAAGAUCAUCACCCCCGCCAUCACACGUGUCGUAGACUUUGCCAAAAAACUUACCAUGUUCUCAGAGCUGCCUUGUGAGGACCAGAUCAUCCUAUUGAAAGGCUGCUGUAUGGAGAUCAUGUCGCUUCGUGCCGCUGUGCGCUACGACCCAGAGAGCGAGACGCUUACCCUGAGCGGCGAGAUGGCGGUGAAGAGGGAGCAGCUGAAGAAUGGCGGGCUGGGCGUGGUGUCGGACGCCAUCUUUGAUUUGGGCAAGAGUCUGGCGCAGUUUAACCUGGACGACUCGGAGGUGGCCCUGCUGCAGGCUGUGCUCCUCAUGAGCUCAGAUCGCUCGGGCCUGACGUCGGUAGAUAAGAUAGAGAAGUGCCAGGAGACGUACCUGCUUGCCUUCGAGCACUACAUCAACCACCGCAAGCACAACAUUCCCCACUUCUGGCCCAAGCUGCUGAUGAAGGUGACAGACCUGAGGAUGAUCGGGGCGUGCCACGCCAGCCGCUUCCUCCACAUGAAGGUGGAGUGUCCCAACGAACUCUUCCCUCCGCUCUUCCUGGAGGUCUUCGAGGACCAGGAAGUAUGAGAUGACCCCUGACUUUUGACCUGGAAGAGAUAGAA
Messenger RNA from Salmo salar (Atlantic salmon), 1513 nucleotides. Its product is annotated as thyroid hormone receptor alpha. Lineage: Eukaryota; Metazoa; Chordata; Actinopteri; Salmoniformes; Salmonidae. The record is from RefSeq and is a predicted model, not a curated record. Gene Ontology annotation, molecular function: zinc ion binding; nuclear receptor activity; RNA polymerase II cis-regulatory region sequence-specific DNA binding. Gene Ontology annotation, biological process: retinoic acid receptor signaling pathway; negative regulation of transcription by RNA polymerase II; thyroid hormone receptor signaling pathway. Gene Ontology annotation, cellular component: RNA polymerase II transcription regulator complex.